AUGCCUCUACUAUCACCACGUCUCCCUGAGCGCUUUACUAUCGCCAUCUUUGGUGCUCAAUUUCAUGGCGACAGUCCAUCCGAGGCCAAGAGUGCUUUGAUCGACGAUUUUGAGGGCGCACUGGAGAAAUCAGCCGUCUCUGUAGAGAACCUCUGGCAAGACGACACUGAGCGCGGCUUGGGACUCUCGCGGGUCUGGGUCAGCUAUUGGAAAUCGCCGUCUGACUAUGAGGCAUGGUGGAAGUCUGCGGAAGUGAGCCGGUUCUGGUCGACGCUGCCUGACGACAGUGGUUUCUGGAGAGAGACGCUGCAUUUCUCCUCGUCUCGUUUCGUCACCGAGACGUCUCAGGACAUUCCAAACGGUGUUGGCCACCUCGGCCCUUUGGAGCAAGUGACGGAAAAGACGGGCUACUGGGGCUCCUUGCGCGAUCGCAUCAAAGAAUCCACCGCCACAGACAAGCUGCCGUCACCGUUGGCAUCGAUUCCACCCCCUCGAGCCCCGGAUGGCUCCAUUCGCCGGGGGCGGGUCAAGAUGACCACCUUCCCGAACAACAUCUCUUUCGUGACCGAAGGUCAAGAUCACAAUCUCAUGAAGGACGAUGAGCUCCAAGUGUGGUCCGCAAAGUUUCACUGGGCCACCAAACGCUUCGUCACCAACGUGCCCUCGACUGUGCAAGACGACCCUGACAUUUUUCCCCAGCUGGAGGUCAACCGCACGGUGGAGCUCCUGUACCUGCUGGACUUCCGGUACAUGGAGCGCCUGGGCCGGUCGGACAAGGCCCAUCUCGCCCUGCGGCAGAAUUUCAUGGACGACUACGGCCCGGAUGGAGUCCUGGCCAAGGGAGACAUGUGCGUCUGGGCCGACUGUGGAGUGCUCAGGGCCGAGGACAUGCUAGCCGAGUACAUCGGAUGCUACGAGGGGACCGGUUUCCUGGCCUACGACCAUCACCCCGAGUUCAAGUCGACCACGACGUCCAGCUCGAAUGGUGCGUGGUCGAGGGUCACGAGCUUCCUAGGACUCAGCUGA
This is a messenger RNA of Fonsecaea nubica, 1026 nucleotides long. RefSeq lists its product as hypothetical. The coding region runs from base 1 to 1026 and encodes 341 amino acids. The record is from RefSeq and is a predicted model, not a curated record. Lineage: Eukaryota; Fungi; Ascomycota; Eurotiomycetes; Chaetothyriales; Herpotrichiellaceae. The transcript has 2 exons.